Molecule: messenger RNA, 1118 nt
Organism: Aaosphaeria arxii CBS 175.79
Lineage: Eukaryota; Fungi; Ascomycota; Dothideomycetes; Pleosporales
Product: NAD(P)-binding protein
Exons: 2
Coding region: 138-1067 (309 amino acids)
Molecular function (GO): oxidoreductase activity
Source: RefSeq, a predicted model, not a curated record
CCUAGGUACAUAAAUGAGAAACCGAGGCUCGGUAUGGAGAGGAAAGUGUUGGUUGACUCCAAUACAGCUCUGCAGAACGUUCCUCUUGCGGUGAAAGAAUAACAUCAAUUUGAAACUGCUGGUCCAACAUCCAGACGAUGUCUACAAAGCACAAUCGCGUCGCCCUUGUCGUAGGUGCAUCAAGAGGCAUCGGCAGGCAGAUCGCCAUCGAUUUAGCACGUGAUGGGUAUCGAGUUGUCGUGGCCGCAAAGAGCGUCUCUGACGCGUCUAAAGUGGUGCCAUUCCCACCAGAUCCGAACUCACCUCAAUCCACGAUCAGUACGGUGGAGCGAGAGAUACGUGAAGCUGGUGGCGAAGCGACUGCCAUAUCAGUCGACACCCGCGAUCCUGAGAGUGUCAAGCAAAUGGUAGAUGCAACCAGUAUCAAGUAUGGUCGCAUUGACGUAAUCGUCUACAAUUCUGGCGCGAUAUUCUGGGCGAGUGUCCAAAAGACCCCAUUCAAGAGGUUUCAACUGAUGCAGCGCGUCAAUAUUGAGGGACUCUACGCCACCGUCCAGGCUGUGCUUCCUGAGUUUGAGAAGAAUGGAUGGGAGGGUCGUAUCAUUGUUGUCAGCCCUCCCAUAUAUUCACGCUUCUUUCGCGGGAAAACAGCGUACGCUAUCGGCAAAACCGGUAUGAGUGUAUUAACAAAGGGACUGGCGAUGGAUUGGGAACGCGAGGGCAAAACCGGAAUGUCAAUAACCAGCAUCUGGCCUGCGGCCGCCAUCAUAUCUGCCGCCACCGAGACCCUCGGUCGAGAUGACCAUGAAGACUUGCGAAAGCCCAUCAUUUUCUCGGAUGCCAUUCUCGCUAUUCUUCGCUCUCCAACCACGGAAGUGAAUGGAAAUUUAGAGCUCGAUGAGGAUUUUCUUCGCAGAACAGGGGUGACCGAUUUCGAUCAGUACAGCGUCGUGCCUGGAGCGAAGCCCCGCAGAAUAAUGCCCAUGGAAUUUCCCGAUCUGACCGUGAGGGAGCAGGCAGACGAGGGGCGCCGCAUUGAUAGUACAAAGACGCGAGCAAAAAUGUAAUUUAUCGUACAUUUAUCGAUCAAUUGGUGCCCUUGCCCGAGCGUUUACCAG